This is a messenger RNA of Ictidomys tridecemlineatus (thirteen-lined ground squirrel), 885 nucleotides long. It is a transcript of the gene Mrpl52, whose product is annotated as mitochondrial ribosomal protein L52. Lineage: Eukaryota; Metazoa; Chordata; Mammalia; Rodentia; Sciuridae. Gene Ontology annotation, cellular component: mitochondrial large ribosomal subunit. The record is from RefSeq and is a predicted model, not a curated record. Gene Ontology annotation, biological process: mitochondrial translation. Gene Ontology annotation, molecular function: structural constituent of ribosome.
GAUGACCCAAGAUGGCGGAGCCCGUGAUUGAAAACCAGAUUCAAGAUGGCGGCUUCCGGCUCCCCCCACUCAGCAACGCGCUCUGCCUCCGAGGCCACGCCCACUUCCGGCUCCUCCGCCACAGACAUGGCUGCUUCGGGGACCCUGCUCUCCGUAGGUGUCCGGAGGCUACACUGCAGCGUGUCGGCUCUGGCUGGCAGCCAGUGGAGACUCCAGGCCUGGCUGCCAAUCCUUCCGGCUACGGGCCCCUCACGGAGCUCCCAGACUGGUCUUACGCAGAUGGCCGCCCUGCUCCCCCAAUGAAAGGCCAACUUCGAAGAAAAACCCAGAGGGAAGAGUUUGCAAGACGAGUUGUACUGCUGUCACAGGAAAUGGAUGCUGGAAUACAGGCAUGGCAGCUCAGACAGCAGAAGUUGCAGGAAGAAGAAAGGAAACAGAAAAAUGCUCUUAAACGCAAAGGGGCUUCAUUGCAGAGCUCACUUCCAUGUCCAUAAAAAGCAAUUCCUGUCCCUUUCCUCAGCCUCUCUCUGGCUUUCUUUUCCAUCACCUGGAUGUCUCAUCUCAGACAGAAGAGAGCCUUUGUUUCCUAUUUGUCUUCAGAGCAAAAGAGCUUGGACACCCAGAAGAACAUGCUAUAAGGUCACUGCCUGGGAGGCUUGGCUCAGUGCCCUUAUCCCUCUUUUUAUUCCAGUUCAACGGAAUCUUGUUCUGGAAAUUUGCAGGCCAGAGGACUGUACCAACCUUUUAGCAGUAGCUGUUCUGUGAAUGUGAACAGAAGACAACAGUUUUCCUGGUUCUAACCAGGCAUUUCAGUCUUUUAAUAGCCCAUACACAGCUUGGCCAAGUGCAGUUGGCAUUUAAUAAAUGUUUUGAUGAAAGACUUUC